Molecule: messenger RNA, 3843 nt
Organism: Chinchilla lanigera (long-tailed chinchilla)
Lineage: Eukaryota; Metazoa; Chordata; Mammalia; Rodentia; Chinchillidae
Gene: Ppp1r26
Product: protein phosphatase 1, regulatory subunit 26
Exons: 2
Coding region: 124-3828 (1234 amino acids)
Biological process (GO): negative regulation of phosphatase activity
Molecular function (GO): protein phosphatase inhibitor activity
Source: RefSeq, a predicted model, not a curated record
UCCCGCGCCCGCCUUUCCUGGGCGCCCCGAGAGCCGGCGGCCGGGCUCCAGGUGAGGCGCAGGAUAUGAAAAGGGCCAGAAAAUAAAGCAGUGCUUCCCUGCGCGCCUGCCACACCCGCUAGGAUGUUUCUCAUGAACACCCCUCCAGUGGUCGCGCUCCAGUCCAAAUGGGAGGCCUUCAGCCCACCUGGGAGCUUUAGGUUUCCUGGGUGCUUCUCGGAAUCGAAAGAGGACGUCGCCAGAGCCGCGGUGAGCGCCAAGGUGCAGAUGAUCAUCAGCACGCUGCAGCAGCACGACGCAGUGCCCCUGGGCAUGAGCGAUGAGCGCCCUGCACAGAGAAGCCAGAAGGCAGAGAGGUGCCGCGAUGCCAGGCUGGCCCCCAGCCCCUCCAUGUGCAAAGAGCAGCCCCCUGCAUUCACCGCCUGUGGCCUUGCUGACCGUUGUGACCCCCCAGGGGAGGAGGCAGCUGCAGACCUGGGCCCCCUGGUGCUGGACUCAGACAGCGAUGACUCUGUGGACCGGGACAUCGAGGAGGCCAUCCAGGAGUACCUGAAGGCCAGGAGCGGGGCCACACAGCCUGGGUCUGGGGGCACCCCGCCUGGCAGGGCCUCGGCUGGGAGCAGCAGAUGCAAACUGGAGCCUCCCCACAGCAGCACCCCACCUGCCCUGGGUCCCCCAAAACUUGCCCCUGUGUCAGGCAGUGUUUCUGGCAGCUCCGUGGGGGCCAGCGAGGACCAGGGCUCUGCUUCCCCCGUCAGUGUGAGCAGCGAGGACUCCUUCGAACAGAGCAUCCGGGCAGAGAUCGAACAGUUUCUGCACAAGAAAAGACAACAUGAGAGUCCCAGAUGUGAUACAUCUAUGGACAAAAACCCAGACCCAAACAAAAGUGCAGCCAGAGCAAAAUCCAACAAAGAGCCUCCCAUCAAGGUCGUCCCUCGGCAGGACCUGAGGGGAACCACCAAGGAGUUUGUCUUCCGCAAGCCUCCCCGGUUAGCGAAGAUGAGCUCCCAGCCCAGGAGCCUGAGGCCUAAGGUCAUCCCCGAGCCAGAGACCACGGGCAGCACAAAGCCGGCUGUCCCCAAAGCAGAAGCAGCACAGAGUAAAGGUGGGGUGAGGAAGGGCGCAGGUGCCGGGCGGAGGGGCAGGCAGGCGAGGAGCCCAGCCCUGGUGCACGAGGCAUCGGACUCCAGCAGUGACGACGGCAUCGAGGAGGCCAUCCAGCUCUACCAGCUGGAGAAGACCAGGAAGGAGGCCAGCGGGGACCCGCUGCUGAGAACCCAGCUCAGAGAGGAGAUGGCGCCCGACCUCCCUGCAGGUAGCACAGGCAGUGGCAUGAAAAGUGCCUUGCCUGAAACCCACCGGAGAGCACCAAGCAAGAAAAAGCCAGCAGCCCUGAAAGCUGUGGACCCUGGGCCUGGGGUCCUUGACCCGGACCACUCCUCUAAGCUUCUGAAGGACGCCAAAGCCUCUGCACCUCCAGUAAACUCCAUCGCCAGGAGCGAGUGUGUGGAACGGGUGUCCUGCCGGGCAGAUACCUCCGCUGAGCUGAUAUGUGCCGAAGCAAUCCUGGACAUUUCCAAAACCAUCCUGCCGGCCCCUGUGGAGGGCAGCGACAGGCCUCCCUCUGCGAGCCCACGCUUGCCUUCCCCGGACGUGCCUUCCCGCUUCGACGGUGACAGCAGCUCCGUGGACAGUGACGACAGCAUUGAGCAGGAAAUCCGGACAUUUCUGGCUCUCAAGGCGCAAUCUGGGAGUGUGCUGGCCAGAGCCGAGGGCUGCCCUCUGCCCACGCAGGGCCCGCUGCUGCUGCCUGGCCCCAACAGCCAGGCCAGCGACCCCAAGGCCCCUCCGUCCAAUAAAACAUCAGACCUGUCCCCAAGCUGCAAAAGGAAACGGAGAGGAGGCAGCAACGCCGUGAGGCCGUCCACAACCAAGAAAACAAGGGAGGUGAGAGAAAGCGCCCAGGAUGGUGACCACGGCCAGAGCCGGGCUCAGCCCAGCCAGGAUAUGCGGGACCCACCCAGCCAGGGAGAAGCCAGGGAGGUGCCAGGAAGGGAGAGUGAGGCCAGGGCCCAGCCUAUGCCACCCUGGACAGUUGGGCUUAGUGACUCGCCCCUGACUCCAGGCCCUAGGGGUGCCGGGAAGGCAGAAGAAGGACAGAGUGUUGGCGAGAAAGAGAGUUCAGAGGAUAAGAGCAGCUCACUGGACAGCGAUGCGGACCUGGACACAGCCAUCAAGGACCUGUUACGAUCCAAGCGGAAGCUCAAGAAGAGGGGCAGGGACCCCCGAGCCGCCUGCAAGAAGAAAGUCAGGUUCAGCACCACCGAGACACGGUCCGUGGACCAACUGCGUGGCCUCCCUGGACACUGGGAAGACAGAGGCCCUCGGGUGCUGAGGAGCUGCCUGUCUAAGUCCGGCCAGGACAGCAGGGCUGGCCCUCGGCGGAGACUGCCAGGUGUCUCCAGCCGCACAGUGGAGAGCAUAAAGCCAGCCAGCCUGGGGGAGGAGGAUUCGACCCCCACCUUCUCGUGGGGGAGGGGCCCAGAGCGGCCUCUGUUCUCCAGGGAGACGGGGGCUCCGGACGCUGACUGCUCGGCCCACAGCACCAGCUCCCUGUCUGAGGACAGUUCGGUGGACAGUGACGACAGCAUAGAACUGGAAAUUCAGAAGUUUUUGGCAGAAAAGGCCAAAGAGUCAGUGAGCAUUUCCGAAAUGCAAGGAGCAACCCCCACUGCUCUGGGAACAGAGGGUCCGGCGAGGCCGGAGGUGCUGUGCAGGAAAGAGCUGGCCCCCGCCCUGCAGCAUGGGGUGUGCACGCGGAGCCAGAGGGCCAGGGGGGCCCCUCAGCCUAUGGAAGGGCCAAGGGCUGCAGAAAGAGCUGGGCUGCAGGGCACUGCCAGCCUCUUCGUGCCAGGCGGGAAGGGCACCCCCCGCUUGGAGAGCACCCCUCGUGCCCCUGCUGUUCUGAGUGGAAGUGAGCCAGCGCUGCCCAGGAGCACCCGUGGGACUGUCUCUGCCAAAGGCUCCCUGGCGAGCCGGAGAAAUGUUUACGUCCACAAAGACCAGAGCCCACGAGGGGCUGAGCCUGCCACUUCGGAAAGCAUGUUCGGUCAGCUGCCCAGCUGUGCCAGAGCAGCCGCUGAGGCCAGAAGCACCGGCGGAAACUUUCCUGUGAACUAUGGGAGCCAGAGCUUGGUGACCCCUGGCCUGGGACUCCAGGUCGACCUGUCUCUCCCCUGGGGCGACCUUGCCCACCAGAACAGGCUGCCCAGCCCAUGGGCACUGAACUCGGACAGUCGAGGCUCAGCAUGGACAGGGGGCCUUGGGGCUGAGAGAGAGAGGGCAGCCGAGGUACAGGCCAGGGGCCCACCCAGCCUCUCCUCGGACCCCAGGAAGGGCCCGACCUUCCCAGGUUUCUCUUCCCUGCUAUCCACCCAGCUGUUUAACUUUGGGAAGAGCACCCCCUGGGGGGGCACCCAAGCCGGGCUCCUCAGUGCCCCCCUGGGCCUGCCUCUGCAGGGACCCUCCUUCUCCGCCUUCAGAGAGACCCCGGCCAGCCAUGGCCCUGUGUUUGGAAGCCCGCACCUGCUCACAAAGGACGGCGGGCACUGGCCCAGCAGGAAGGCCCAGGCCGGGCUCGGUUUGCAUAACAGGAAGAACUCAGGCUCGGAGGAGAACAUUUUAGACCUGAGGUAUCCACACAGGGUCACUGACAGGGAUGACCAGGACCAGGAGGCCUUGGGCAGUGAUGCCAGCGAAUUCAGUGACACCUCUGUGGAGGACGGUGGCGGCAGCUCUAUGGUGAAGGGCAAAGUCCUCAAGUUGUGAUAGGUGUCUGGCUCU